CUCCUCGCGCGGCCUUGAAGUGACGCCAUCGCGCCGGGCGUGCGCGUGACGUCAGAUCCCGGGCGAGGCGGGCGGGGCCGGUUUGAACGAAAAUGGCGGUUAACGUGUAUUCCACCUCGGUGACGAGCGAUAACUUGAGUCGGCAUGACAUGCUCGCCUGGAUCAAUGAGUCCCUCCAAUUGAAUCUGACAAAGAUAGAACAGCUCUGUUCAGGUGCUGCAUAUUGUCAGUUUAUGGAUAUGCUCUUCCCAGGUUCCGUAGCACUGAAGAAAGUGAAAUUUCAGGCCAAGUUGGAACACGAAUACAUUCAAAACUUCAAGGUCCUACAAGCAGGUUUUAAGCGAAUGGGCGUCGACAAAAUCAUCCCCGUGGACAAACUAGUAAAAGGAAAAUUCCAGGAUAAUUUUGAAUUUGUUCAGUGGUUCAAAAAAUUCUUCGAUGCAAACUACGACGGGAAGGACUACGACCCCGUGGCGGCUCGGCAAGGCCAGGAGACCGCAGUCGCACCAGCUCUCGUUGCACCAGUGCUGAACAAACCCAAGAAGAAUUUGGGCUCUGGUGGCACAGAUCACAGCUUUGUGGGAACAUCAGGACUGAAGGCUGCGAGAGCAGAAUCUGCUGCGUCCUUAAGAAGAACAGUUGCAGUUGCUCCGACACGCCCCAUGGUUGCACAGAGAACAACGGUGGCUAAUAAAACUGGGCCUGGGAUGGUGAAAAAGGCACCCGGAGGGAUCGGGGAAGAUGAAUCUGCUGAACUGAUCCAACAGAUCAAUGUAUUAAAAUUGACUGUGGAAGACUUGGAGAAGGAAAGGGACUUCUACUUUGGGAAACUGAGGAACAUAGAGCUGAUUUGCCAGGAGAACGAAGGGGAAACCGACCCAGUCCUGCAGAGGAUCGUGGAGAUUCUUUAUGCUACAGAUGAAGGCUUUGUGAUACCCGAUGAAGGAGCGCCGCAAGAAGACAAGAGGAGUAUUAACAGACCCACCUACCGUACCGGCGGAGCAGCAGCAGAAUUCCGAAUCAGAAUUCUUUGCCCCCAGAAUCAUGUGCUUAUCUGUAAAACUACUCCAUUUUAUUCUUAGGACUCACUGGUUUCUUUUCAUAAGUAAAAAAAAAAAAAAAAGUACCUCUUUCAAGUGCACUUUGCGUAAGUUUUACUACUUCCCCUCCCCUCCUUCCCUUCCGUUGGGUUUUGUUUGAGAGCUGUUUUUCCCCCCUCCUGUGAGCAGAGCAGUGUUAACAUCAAGCGGGUGUCAUUUGGAAGCAAGAGGUUGAAUAUUUGGAGAUGGGAGAGCGGCUCAGAUGCCGGGGAGGGGCUGGCUUGCGGAGGGCUUGC
Heteronotia binoei (common prickly gecko) is the source of this 1336-nucleotide messenger RNA. RefSeq names its product microtubule associated protein RP/EB family member 1 (gene MAPRE1). The transcript has 8 exons. Lineage: Eukaryota; Metazoa; Chordata; Lepidosauria; Squamata; Gekkonidae. Gene Ontology annotation, molecular function: microtubule plus-end binding. Bases 93 to 1082 code for a protein of 329 amino acids. Gene Ontology annotation, cellular component: spindle midzone; cytoplasmic microtubule; microtubule organizing center. The record is from RefSeq and is a predicted model, not a curated record. Gene Ontology annotation, biological process: spindle assembly; regulation of microtubule polymerization or depolymerization; protein localization to microtubule plus-end.